Messenger RNA from Lathyrus oleraceus (garden pea), 2462 nucleotides. RefSeq lists its product as uncharacterized. The coding region runs from base 205 to 1890 and encodes 561 amino acids. NCBI's taxonomy places the organism in Eukaryota, Viridiplantae, Streptophyta, Magnoliopsida, Fabales, Fabaceae. The transcript is spliced from 16 exons. The record is from RefSeq and is a predicted model, not a curated record. Gene Ontology annotation, molecular function: oxidoreductase activity.
UUAAGACGUAUUUGUCAACACUUUUGAUAAUACCAAGAUAAACUCCAUCUUACCGUAGCCAACACCUUCGAUCAUUCCAACCAAUCUACUUUGUUAUUUACGUAAUAUAAACUCCAUUUUCAGGGGGAAAAAACAGAAACAUAAAACACUUGUCACUUGUCAGAGUCAAACCAAAACCAUCUCCCAUUCCAUCGGAAACAACAAAUGUGGCGACGGAGCUUUACCACUACCAGCGCCACCGCAUUAAAGGACAAAAAGUGGGACGCACUGAUCAUCGGCGGCGGCCAUAACGGCCUCACAGCAGCAGCUUACCUCGCACGUGGAGGUCUCUCAGUUGCCGUCCUCGAACGCCGCCACACAAUAGGAGGCGCCGCCGUAACCGAGGAGCUAAUUCCAGGUUUCAAGUUUUCCCGUUGCAGUUACCUCCAAGGCCUUCUCCGGCCGGCAGUUAUCAAUGAACUCGAAUUGGCAAAGCACGGAUUGAAGCUUCUGAAGAGAAAUCCGUCGUCGUUUACGCCUUGUCUGGAUGGACGCUACCUUCUCUUAGGAGCUGAUAAGGAUCUCAAUCACUCUCAGAUUUCCAAAUUCUCACAAGCUGAUGCAGAAGCAUAUCCAAAAUAUGAGAGUCAGCUUGAGAAGUUCUGUAAAUUCAUGGAUCUAGUUCUGGAUUCGUCUCCACCUGAGUCUUUACCGCAUAAAUCAUCUCUUAAUGAGCAACUGAAGAAUAAAUUACAGAAUUCAGUAUUUUGGGCUAGUUGUUUGCGGCAUGCAGCCUCCAUGGGGCAAAAAGAUAUGGUGGAAUUCAUGGACCUUUUGUUGUCCCCAGCUUCUAAAGUUUUGAAUAACUGGUUUGAGACAGAUGUUCUGAAGGCAACACUUGGAACAGAUGCUGUGAUCGGAUCAACUGCCAGUAUCCACACCCCGGGAAGUGGUUAUGUUCUGCUACAUCUUGUAAUGGGAGAAACUGAUGGAGAGCGUGGAGUUUGGUCAUAUGUUGAAGGUGGAAUGGGUUCAAUAUCCAAUGCCAUUGCUAGUGCUGCUGUCACAGCUGGAGCACAUGUUGUGACGAAUGUUGAGGUGUCUCAGUUGUUGAUUAAAAACUCUAGCACUGUCGAUGGGGUGAUUCUGGCUGAUGGUACCGAAGUGCAUGCUUCAGUUGUUCUGUCUAAUGCAACACCUUAUAAAACUUUCAUGGAAUUAGUGCCCAACAAUGUCCUCCCAGAUGAUUAUUUUCGGGCAAUUAAGCACUCCGACUACAGCUCUGCCACCACAAAAAUAAAUGUAGCAGUUGAUAAAUUGCCUCAAUUUCAAUGUUGCAAAUCAAAUCAUUUUCAUUCUGGCCCCGAGCAUGUUGGCACUAUUCAUAUAGGUUCAGAGAGCAUGGAGGAUAUUCAUUCUGCAUCUCAUGACGCGGCGAAUGGAAUACCAUCAAGAAGACCGGUCAUUGAGAUGACAAUUCCUUCCGUAUUGGACAAAACUAUAUCUCCACCAGGUAUGCAUGUGAUAAAUCUGUUUGUGCAGUAUACACCCUACAAACCAUUGGACGGGGACUGGCAAGAUCAUGACUACAGAGAAUCAUUUGCACAAAAAUGCUUCACAUUGAUUGAUGAAUAUGCACCUGGUUUCAGCACAUCAGUCAUUGGUUAUGACAUGCUGACUCCUCCAGAUCUUGAAAGAGAAUUCGGUUUGACAGGAGGAAAUAUAUAUCAUGGUGCUAUGGGUUUGGAUUCUCUUUUUCUCAUGCGUCCUGUAAAAGGAUGGUCAAACUAUAAAACACCACUUAAAGGUUUAUACUUAUGUGGAAGUGGCGCACACCCCGGCGGUGGAGUUAUGGGAGCACCUGGACGCAAUGCUGCCCAUUUAGUUCUUCAGGAUGUCAGAAAAAUAUGAUUGGAAUUACUGUAUGAUAUUAUUAAAAUUGACUGUUAUGAGAGAGGAGAGGCUCUGCCGAGGUUUCCGGUUUUUAAGAAUGAGCUCCGUUUUCCUUACCAGAAAACACCAUUCUUUCGGAAAGCUUAUUGCCAUGGUGAGGCAAACACUACUGGGACACAAGACAAUUAUGGUGUGCAAAACAUUGGUGAAGGAUGAGAGAUGGAUGAUACUUGGGCCACAAUGAGAUCAAGAAGAGGGAAAGCGAGGUUAUCGGGAGGACAUCGACAAGGCAUUGACGAAGGUUCAAGGGGCAAUUUCAACAUAAAUAGUAAUAAUAGGUCCAAAGUUGGUAGCAGAUUAAUUUACGGCAAGGAAAAAGCGGCCUUGAAUCUUUCUAUUAAACGAACUUGUUUGAGGAGUUACACUUAGGGGAUGGCAAGACGGACCUGACCCGUUGAGCAGAGCCCGUUUUAUUCGCACUUUACUGGAGAGUGAGUCAAGGGUUUAGGCUAUCACCCUCUAAUGUGUCUCUUCCGUCCCGUUUUUUUUUUUGCAGACGCAGACAUUAAUAUAAUUUUAUGCAUUUUUAA